GUCCUCCUUCACUCUUCUCACGGCUUCCGUCGACCCGCCUCUACACUCUCACAAUGCCUCCACGGAUCCGUGUUUCCAGCGGCCGGCUUGCCCAGCCAGUCCGACGCCAAAGACUCUGCCAAUACGAAUUGGCCAUUGCAACCAGAUACGCCAGCACGGCGACGACACCGGCUGCCUCCAUUGAGCAAAUGAAACAUUCGCCCGUCCCGAUCACCCACUAUCCCUCCGUCCAGCCCCCGUCACACCGCAGACCCGAGUACCGCCGCUCGCAGCUCCUGCGGCAGUAUACCUCGAUGAUCCGCACGUCCCCUCUGAUGGUGUUCAUUCAACACGACAACCUGCAGUCGGUGGAGUGGACGGCGAUUCGACGAGAAUUGAACCAAGCGCUCCGCAAGGUCGACGAGAAGAUCGCGGAGGAGGGUCGCGAGGCGCCGGCCCUGGCGCCGCACAUCAAGGUGCAGAUCGUGCAGACGCGGAUUUUCGAGGUGGCGCUGCGCAUCGUGGAGUACUUCCGGCCCAACACCACGCAGGCGGCGGCAACCCCGGACGCGGUCGACCCGGUCACGCAGACGUCCGCCGAGAUCCCCUUGGAAGAGGCCCUGUACGCGCACGAUCUGUCGCGCGCGGCCCACGACGCCGUCUUGCCCCUCAAGGGCAAGCACGAGCUCGCGCCCCUCCUGGCCGGCCCCAUCGCCGUCCUCACCAUCCCCCAGGUCUCGCCGGAACACUUGAAGGCCGCCUUCACAAUCCUGGCCCCCAAGGUGGUCGGGCUCCCCGCCCCGACCCGCAAGGCCAACCCCGGCUGGCACGAGAUCCCCGUGCAGAACGGUCUGCAGAAGCUGUCGUUGAUUGCGGCCCGCGUCGACGGCCAGGUCCUGGAUGUCGAGCAGUCGAAAUGGGUCAGCAGUAUCGAGGGCGGUAUGGACGGCCUGCGGUCACAGCUUGUCAUGGCUCUCCAGAGCAUGGGCUCGAGCAUCACCAAUACUCUGGAGGGUGCUGGUAAGAGCUUGUACUUCACGCUGGAGAACCACAAGAGCGUUCUGGAAGAGGAGCAGAAGGGUCCUGAGGAGAAGAAGGACGAGUCCGCCUAGACAGGGCGGUGAUUGCCGUUUGUUUCGGUGGGGUUCGAUGAUGGUUUUUUCUGUCUGUGUAUAAUAACACCUUGUGUACUUUUCUUUGCCCUGUUUGUGCUCAACCCAUUUUAGCAUAUGAGAUCGAUUAGAGAUCGGAGUCUACUGCUCUAGGAUAC
Messenger RNA from Aspergillus homomorphus CBS 101889, 1249 nucleotides. RefSeq names its product mitochondrial 54S ribosomal protein uL10m. Lineage: Eukaryota; Fungi; Ascomycota; Eurotiomycetes; Eurotiales; Aspergillaceae. Gene Ontology annotation, cellular component: mitochondrial large ribosomal subunit. Gene Ontology annotation, biological process: translation. The record is from RefSeq and is a predicted model, not a curated record. The transcript has a single exon. Bases 54 to 1091 code for a protein of 345 amino acids. Gene Ontology annotation, molecular function: structural constituent of ribosome.